CAGGGACAGAAAAAGGAGACGCCUGAGCCAGCUCGCGGGUGCGCGGCACGGCUUCCGCCCCGCGCGGCCCCGCCUCCGUGACGCGCCGAGUGGUCACGUGACGGCCGCGCGCGUUCCCGGCCGCUGCGGGCUCCGAGGCCAGAGAGAAAAGACUGCGAGGUGGCCGCAGCUGUGGCCGGAGAGGUGGGAGUCGGAGCGAGGCCCUCUCGGGGGAGCAGGGUGAACGCCGGCCACUCCAGGAUCCUCACUCGGGGAGAGGAGGCAUACCUCGCGGUGUCACCUCCAGCCGCAACGUACUCCGGGUCGGCCUUGCGCUCAGGGCCUGAGAGGGGCGGCGGCGGGGUCAGGGGCCGCAUAAAGAAUGAACCAGCAGUGGAAGAGAAAAUACUGCAAGCUGGCUGACUGCUGAUGAAGAAAAUGCUUUAUUUUUAUGGCAGGCAUCUGUGGGAUCUGUAAUAGUAAUAAAAUUGCCAUCUUUUUGAGCCUUGUCUAUUGAGGAACCAAGAACACAGAAAAGGCAGUAAAAAGAAAAAAAAAAAAGGAUUGUUUUAAGAUUGGAUGUGCUGUGAUGAUAGCCUAGGAUUAUUGUUUUUCAAUUUUUGAUGAGCGGCAUCUUCAAUAUUCAUGUUAUUUUCUCCCUUGGUCUUAUGUGAUUGUUACCUUUAUGAAGCUUUAGUGAUUACAAAGCACUUUUUUUGUCCAUUUUUACCUGAGCUUUGUAAACUCUGAUUUGCAGGAUGGCUGGCUGUGGUGAAAUUGAUCAUUCAAUAAACAUGCUUCCUACAAACAGGAAAGCGAACGAGUCCUGUUCUAAUACUGCACCUUCUUUAACCGUCCCUGAAUGUGCCAUUUGUCUGCAAACAUGUGUUCAUCCAGUCAGUCUGCCCUGUAAGCACGUUUUCUGCUAUCUAUGUGUAAAAGGAGCUUCAUGGCUUGGAAAACGGUGUGCUCUUUGUCGACAAGAAAUUCCCGAGGAUUUCCUUGACAAGCCAACCUUGUUGUCACCAGAAGAACUCAAGGCAGCAAGUAGAGGAAAUGGUGAAUAUGCAUGGUAUUAUGAAGGAAGAAAUGGGUGGUGGCAGUACGAUGAGCGCACUAGUAGAGAGCUGGAAGAUGCUUUUUCCAAAGGUAAAAAGAACACUGAAAUGUUAAUUGCUGGCUUUCUGUAUGUCGCUGAUCUUGAAAACAUGGUUCAAUAUAGGAGAAAUGAACAUGGACGUCGCAGGAAGAUUAAGCGAGAUAUAAUAGAUAUACCAAAGAAGGGAGUAGCUGGACUUAGGCUAGACUGUGAUGCUAAUACCGUAAACCUAGCAAGAGAGAGCUCUGCUGACGGAGCGGACAGUGUAUCAGCACAGAGUGGAGCUUCUGUUCAGCCCCUAGUGUCUUCUGUAAGGCCCCUAACGUCAGUAGAUGGUCAGUUAACAAGCCCUGCAACACCAUCCCCUGAUGCAAGCACUUCUCUGGAAGACUCUUUUGCUCAUUUACAACUCAGUGGAGACAGCAUAGCUGAAAGGAGUCAUAGGGGAGAAGGAGAAGAAGAUCAUGAAUCACCAUCUUCAGGCAGGGUACCAGCACCAGACACCUCCAUUGAAGAAACUGAAUCAGAUGCCAGUAGUGAUAGUGAGAAUGUAUCAUCUGCAGUUGUUGCACAGCACUCCUUGACCCAACAGAGACUUUUGGUUUCUAAUGCAAACCAGACAGUAUCCGAUCGAUCAGAUCAAUCGGGAACUGAUCGAUCAGUAGCAGGGGGUGGAACAGUGAGUGUCAGUGUCAGAUCUAGAAGGCCUGAUGGACAGUGCACAGUAACUGAAGUUUAAAUAAAAAUGUCUUCAGCUCCAUGCUCAAGGUUGAAAAGGUUACCUGUAAAUUUAUGCCCGCAUAACAUUAUACUCAUCCCCAGUAGUGCAUUUUGGGAGUUGGGGUGGGAAGGGGUAUGGGAAGGAUAGACCCGUAAUCAAAAUGUCUAACAUGUCUCUGUUGAGAAAUUUAUUUAAUGUAAGGAACUUGGGUGUUAAUAGUUGAGAGCUGUUUAGUAAUAACCCAGUUUUCUCGAGGUCUGUUUACUUUAUAGUUUUUAAAAACUUAUGUUGUUCUUUUGGCCAGUGUGUUUGUAUUAUCUGUGCAUUAAUGGUCCUCAUCUGACUCCUGCAUUGUGUCUUAUUUUUCUGCAUGGAUUGGCAUAAGACCAUUACUAAAAUUUGGCACCUGUGAGAUGUUUGAUAUUAUGAGCAGGAAGCAUAAUUUAAUGUAAGAAUAGAUGUGAAUUUGGGAUUUCAAAAUAGAUGAAUAACUACUAUUUUAUAGUAAAGUUAUUGAUAUGGAAAUGAAAACAGCCAGUAACUUAUGUUUCAGAAUGUUUGUAACACACUUCAUGGCGUUCCCAUAGGCUUUGCUGUCUAGUCUUAUAGUUUGAGGUUUUUCUGGUCAGCAUUUUUCUUUUUGAUUACAAAAUUUAUAAUUUAAUAAAUACUAGAGUUUAUCAAAAACAAUUUGUCUCUUGUUUGAGUGUGGAAAGGGUGUGGAAACAUUUUGACAUUUGUGACCAAAGGUCACUUAAAAAGUGGUAGUUUUCAUUGGUUGUUUUCAGCUUUAAAUCACCUGCCCAGAAAAGUCUGAUUUUUUUUCUUAAGAGAUUAUUUAUUUAACAGAUUAUUAUUUAAACAGAACCUAUAGGCAGUGUGUAUAUAAUAAAUAUAUAUGGAAAUAAAA
Molecule: messenger RNA, 2709 nt
Organism: Mandrillus leucophaeus (drill)
Lineage: Eukaryota; Metazoa; Chordata; Mammalia; Primates; Cercopithecidae
Gene: RNF146
Product: ring finger protein 146
Exons: 5
Coding region: 738-1817 (359 amino acids)
Biological process (GO): Wnt signaling pathway; ubiquitin-dependent protein catabolic process
Cellular component (GO): nucleus; cytoplasm
Molecular function (GO): zinc ion binding; ubiquitin protein ligase activity; poly-ADP-D-ribose binding
Source: RefSeq, a predicted model, not a curated record